UCAUUCGCUUUUUGCAAGCAGCGGAGACGUGACGCGAUUGUGGACAAGUUUUUUUUAUUUAUAAUGACAGGAUAAUUAAGUUUAUCUUUUUUUAUUAUAAGCUAAAGCCGAGCACAAAGCGACAUUUGAUUUUGAGCUGUUGAAGUGACCGCAAGCAGUUUUUUUACUCUACCAUGGCGGAUGAUCAGGAACGCGGACGCAGGCGUCCAUAUAGCAGGAAUUCCGAUGAUUCUGAUGAAGGACGAAAGCGAGCUGAAGAGCCGAGUGCAAAGUUUUAUAAAUGCCAUUCGGAUGGCUCCGAUCCUAGUCGUAUUCCACCCAAAGCUUCUUCGGAUGCACAACCAUCAUCAUCAUCAUCAUCUCGCGGUCGGUCUUUCGUUCCAAAUGAACCACGUGCCGAGUAUCCAUCUACAUCUCAUAUGAGUCGUGGUCCCCCUCCACCGCCUGGGACUUCAGGAUCGGGUCAAAUGGAUGCACCAGCAGCUGGCGUUCGCCCUACUGGAACUGGAUCAGAAUCAGGGGGUCCACAGGGUAAUCGCCGUCAAACGGAUCGCUAUGAUAUUGUACGAACACGUCCGGACGAUGUCGUUACAAAACAGGGCAAAGAUGGAAGGCCCAUUAUGUUAAAGGCAAACUUUUUUGGAUUGAAAACUAUGCCACAGUGGCGUAUUGUUCACUAUCAUGUUGAUAUUUCACCAGAUAUUGAAAGCAUUCGAUUGCGUCUCGGAAUUUUGUCUGAGCAUGCUAAACUUUUGAGUGCGGGAUACUUGUACGAUGGCAAGCAGCUCUUUAUGACCAAAGUACUUGAAAGCGAAGUCACUGUACUAAAGGGUCAAUUAAAAACAGGAGGAGAUUACAUAAUUACAAUUAAAUUUGUGGGUUUCAUUUCGACUGUGGAGCCACGAUUUUUGCAAGUGCUCAAUUUGAUUUUACGUCGUUCGAUGAAAGGUCUAAAGCUUGAAUUGGUUGGCCGAAAUCUUUUCGAUCCGAUGGCAAAGAUUCCCAUACAUCAACAUCAUAUGGAACUGUGGCCAGGUUAUGAGACGUCGAUACGCCAGCAUGAAAAGGAUAUUCUUCUUUGUGCCGAAAUUACUCACAAAGUUAUGAGAACUGAAACAGUUUAUGAUAUUUUAAGACGCAGCUCUCAAAAUCCCUCCCGUCAUCAGGAGGAAUUUCGUAGUAAUGUUUUGGGACUUGUUGUCCUUACCGACUAUAAUAACAAAACGUACCGCGUCAAUGAUGUGGACUUUUCUCAAACACCCAACUCAACAUUCAGUUGCAAAGGCAAAGAUGUUAGUUUUGUGGAAUACUAUCAAAUGAAAUAUAAUAUUCGCAUACGCGACCAUGGUCAACCCUUGUUGAUAUCAAAGAACAAGGACAAGGCACAGAAAACUAAUGCCAGCGAUAUUGUGGUUCUCAUUCCGGAACUAUGCCGCGUUACCGGACUCACUGAGAAUAUGCGUUCGAAUUUUCAACUUAUGCGUGCCAUGUCGGACUAUACGCGUAUGAAACCUAAUCGACGCAUUGAACGAUUAACCGUGUUCAAUCAUCGUUUGCAAGCAACACAUGAAAGUGUUAAGGUCUUAACCGAUUGGAACAUGCGACUGGAAGAAAAGCUUGUUGAGGUAAAGGGGCGCAUUAUUGAUCCUCAGAAAAUAGUUUUCAACCAAAAAAGGAAAUGUCUUCCUGAUGACAAUGCCGAUUGGACAAAGCAUUUUCGUGACCAUCAAAUGCUGACUACUCCGAGUGAUGGACUUAGUCGAUGGGUAGCAAUUGUGCCUAGACGCAAUGGCAGAGAUUUAAAUACAUUGCUGUCAAAUCUUGUUAGAGCAGCAAGUGGCAUGGGUCUGCGUAUUAGAGAUCCCACAGUACUUGAGAUUUAUGAUGAUCGCACAGCGAGCUAUGUAAAAGAAAUGAAUAGCUGCACAAAUUUGGACCCAAAGUUGAUACUAUGUCUUGUGCCAAAUAAUAAUGUCGAAAGAUACUCGUCUAUCAAGAAAAUUGGUUGCAUUGACAAGGGAAUUCCCACCCAGGUGGUGACAUCUAAAACUGUAAGUAAUCGCAGUCUAAUGAGUAUUGCUACCAAGAUAGCAGUACAAUUGAAUUGCAAAAUGGGAUAUACACCAUGGAUGAUUGAGCUGCCGCUGUCUGGUUUGAUGACCCUUGGCUUUGAUAUUGCUAAAAGCUCUCGAGAUCGAUCCAAAGCAUUUGGAGCACUGGUGGCAUCAAUGGAUUUGCAAGAGAAUUCCACAUAUUUCAGCACUGUGGCUGAAUGCAGUGCCUACGAUGUGUUGGCAAAUCAUCUUUGGCCAAUGAUGGCAAAAGCAUUACGUCAAUACCAAAGGGAGCACAAAAUCCUUCCGAAACGUAUAUUAUUUUACCGUGAUGGCGUAAGUGCUGGUUCAUUGCAGCAAUUAUUCGAAUAUGAAGUGAAAGAUAUUGUGGAAAAACUAGAUAAUGAGUAUAAACGUGCCAAUUUGCCACCACCUAUGAUGGCUUAUAUAACGGUCAGUCGAUCAUCGAAAACACGUUUCUUUAAUCGUGAAUCUAAUCCACCGCCUGGAACUGUGGUAGAUGACGUUGUCACAUUGCCGGAACGUUAUGACUUUUACUUGGUAUCACAGACGGUACGCCAAGGCACUGUAUCACCUACCAGCUAUAAUGUUUUGUAUAGCAAUAUUAAUCUGACGCCAGAUCAAUUGCAGAAAUUAACAUAUAAAAUGUGCCAUUUGUAUUACAAUUGGUCUGGCACAACCAGAGUGCCAGCUGUCUGUCAGUAUGCCAAGAAAUUGGCCACUCUGGUUGGCACAAACUUGCAUACAAUUCCUCAGAGUGCGCUGGAGAAGAAAUUUUAUUAUCUUUAAAAGCUCUAUAACUCUGCGAAUGUGUUUCUUUUUUCACUAAAAAUUAAUGAAAAUAUUACACUAAGUUGUGUUAACAAUGCGAAAAUUGCAUUUUUCGUCAGUGCAUCAGUUUUGUUGCUAUUUAUAAUUUAUAUAUUCAUCAUAACAAUAGAAAUAAAUUGUUAUACAAAAUGAAUGUUAUUUGUUUAAGUUUAAGAUUUACUUUUCUUAAGUACUUCUACAUUUCAUAUAUAUUUUCCCUAUGAAAAAUUAAGGAGUGAUGAAAAUGCCAUCACUUUUUUUUCGCUUAAUGCAUAAGAUUUCAUUUUUAGUUUAAUAAAAUUAGCUUGGAGAUCCAAGUACUCAUUAACAAUAGAA
Molecule: messenger RNA, 3221 nt
Organism: Drosophila willistoni
Lineage: Eukaryota; Metazoa; Arthropoda; Insecta; Diptera; Drosophilidae
Gene: piwi
Product: protein piwi
Exons: 9
Coding region: 174-2864 (896 amino acids)
Biological process (GO): regulatory ncRNA-mediated gene silencing
Cellular component (GO): P granule
Molecular function (GO): piRNA binding; protein binding
Source: RefSeq, a predicted model, not a curated record